UAGUGCACUAUGCACGACCAAGUUCAGCAGAUACGGAGAUACCAGUGAAGACAGCGUCUCCCGCGAAAAAAGAGUGAAAAGAAAAGGGAAAAAAGCGCUAAGCAGACGCUUGAACUCGAACCAAGUUUGCCACUUUCGAUUUUCGCCACCGCCCCAUUGAUAAAGCAAGCGAAGAAAGCAAAGAACCAAGUCAAAGCAACGAAGACUCGGGCAAGAAAGAAUAUAUGUCUUCUGAUUCUGAUCUUCUCCCCCAAGUAGGGAGAACCCAAACAAAUCCUUCCAAGCUACCCAUUACAUCUCCUCGAUCAGACAGAGACCUUUGUUUUGCAGGGCGAGUAGUACGAUGUCCAUGACGGACCUUUCUCUUUUUCCUGGUUUUAGAUUUUGUCCGACGGACGAAGAACUCAUCUCUUACUAUCUCAAACAAAAGAUUUUGGGCAUGGAGAAGAGUGUGCAAGUGAUUCCCGAGGUUGUUUUCUGCCAACACGAACCUUGGGACUUACCUGCCAAAUCAAUCAUUCAAUCGGAUCAUGAGUGGUUCUUCUUUGCUCCUCGCGGCAGGAAAUACCCGAAUGGCUCUCAAACUAAGAGGGCUACUGAAGCCGGUUACUGGAAAGCAACAGGGAAAGAGCGUCCAGUGAAGUCUGGUUCGAAUUUGAUCGGUGCGAAGCGGACUCUGGUGUUCCACAAAGGGCGAGCACCAGAAGGUGAAAGGACAGAUUGGAUAAUGCACGAAUAUUCUAUAAAAGGAAAUUUUCAGCUGCAGGACUCUUUUGUUGUUUGCCGCCUACGGAAGAAGCCCUCGUCAAGCCCAACGACCCCAAACUGCAUCUCAGUUAGUCAAAAGGGUCUAUCACCUCCAAGUGUGAAUGCUUAUGCUGUUGGUGAAAGAAACCAACCACAGGUUGGUACAUCUGAAGCAGGGAAGGAAACAGAAUGCUCCUCAGAGAAGCAUAGAAGCAGUUCACAAUGUUCUUCUAGUGAACAAGUUGAUUCAGCAUCAGAUCUACCUGAGGAAACAUGCUCUCUCCAACCCCAUACUCAUACCAGUGAAAAGAAUCAUGAUGUAGAUGAUGAUUGUUUCGCUGAUAUAUUGAAGGAGGAUAUUAUUCAGCUUGAUAUCCCUUCAACAUCCUCAGCUGAGUUACCAUUGCCUACAGUUGUUGACAAGUCUGUGUCUGAAAGAAAUUAUGGACAGUCCAUAUACACAGCCAAGAUGCAGGAGUUUCCCUUCCAAGGAACAGCUCAAAGGCGGAUCAGACUGAGAAGAUUUAAACGAAGUCCAUGUGAUGCAGACUCAUUGGAAGCCUGUGAUGAUCACCACGUAGCAGCAGUGAUGAGGCUAGAUGUAAAGCAAUCUGUAAAUGGUGCAAGGGAUACUUUAUUGGUUAGGGCAGUCAAUUACCGGCUCAUACUCUGGUUUUUUCCAAUUUUGGUUUUGCUGGUUUUGUUACUUCUGCUGCCUAGGGGAACUGAUCAUUUCUAAAUGUUCUGAUAUAGUGCCGUUUGAUGAUUUAUGUACAUGUAUAUAAUAUAGGAUAUAUAGUGAAGUUUGUUUAAGCUGAUAUUUAUGCAAUUGCAAGGGAUGGUGAAAAUUAUGUAUCAUGAGUUUUGCCUUUAAUAGAUGGGACAUUAUAUUUUC
This is a messenger RNA of Nelumbo nucifera (sacred lotus), 1642 nucleotides long. RefSeq names its product NAC domain-containing protein 89-like. Gene Ontology annotation, biological process: regulation of DNA-templated transcription. Gene Ontology annotation, molecular function: DNA binding. NCBI's taxonomy places the organism in Eukaryota, Viridiplantae, Streptophyta, Magnoliopsida, Proteales, Nelumbonaceae. The record is from RefSeq and is a predicted model, not a curated record.